AUGGCGUACUUUCUGCCUUCGUUCUUCCAAAAGCGCUUGCUGAAAUAUGCCUUGUCGCGUCUGGGCAUCGUCGAUACGGAGGCUCUGGACCCGGAUAAUCUCGGUAUUCGCUGGGGCCAGCGGAGUACGGUCGAACUGAAAGAUAUCGGGCUCAAGUUGGAGAAAUUAGCGACUCUUCUCAACCUCCCGCCGACGUGUAAGCUCCUCAGCGCCCGCGUCCAGCUUCUUCGGAUCACCGUUCCGGCCGACAUAUACAGCAGCGGUAUCAUCUGCGAAGCCUCCGGUAUCAACGUGCAUAUCUUAUUAUCGGAUGAGUCAACUCAGAGCAAGCAUGGGGGCCCCAAAUCCCAGCUUCCGUCGAUACACGGCUCAGAGGAAGGACAAAGCCUACCGACAGCUACCAAUCUAGCCGAAACCUUCCUCGAAGCUGAACCAACGGAGGAAAAGGAGGAGUUGCAAGCAGCGAUAUCAUCGCAGUCGCAUAUCCUGCAGAAGAGCUCUUCCUUUACGGACGAGGAAGAUGAAGAGCUUGGGCUGGGAAAUGAGACAAUGUCCCUGCCAAGCUUCGUUGCGGGAUUCCUCAAAGGUGUGGCGCAUCGGUUACAGUUGAAGAUAAAAGAUGUCUCCGUGCGGCUGGACAUGGAGUUGAAGCAGGAUGGUCCGUCGAAGCGACAUCCCGAGGAUAAGCCGGAUCUAGUUGCGGGAUUGUUGACUGUAGGCGAGAUCGACGUUCAUGGGGCGUCGGAAUUUACUGCGGGCGCUGACGAGCCCUUACCCAUGCGCGAAGGGAAGCGAUUGAUUUCACUCGUUGAUAUCAACCUUGGCCUUGUGUCUGAUUCUGCCGUGUUUUCAAAUUAUGCGAGAUUUACCGUGCCUGCCUCCCCCACGACUACGAUGCAGUCCAAGGAGAGUCAAUCUUCGAGCCGAGCAUUUUCACCUCCACCGUUGGAGUCGUCCGUUUCUGAAUCAGACCCCGGGCUAGCUAUGACUAGAUCAACGAUCUUCGAGCCAUCGCUUGGACUUGGCUUCGGAAGUGCGAUGGAUCCUGGUCUGGAUGCGGGUCUGGAUGCGUCGACAAUUUCUCACGAGACAUUUUCCCAUGAUGGCCGAUUCUCAGACGCAGACUCGGACACGGAGCAUCGACACGCCAGAUAUCCUGAAGAUUCCCAAAUUCUUGGGGAGGACGACCCGUUCCACGAUAACCCUGGGUAUCUGGAUUCGGUCAUUGAUACCCAAUUUGAUGAUUCUGAUGACGAGCCGCCCGCGGAAUUCCAAUUUCAAAGACCGCAAGUGGGAGAAAGCGGCGACAGUUCUUACCACCUUGGUCUCGCGUUCCGUUCUAAUCCCCGACUUGUAGAGUCCAUCGAGUUAGGACAUUCUGAAAGAGUCUCACAAGUUGACAGUUUCCGGGGCCUGCAGGCCUACGGCUCACACGAGGAAGGCCAGUUUGGAUUUGGAUCCGAAAUUGCGCCGCAGUCCUCGGAGCCUCAUCAUGAACAUUAUCAUGAAGAAGAGUACCUUGCCACCUCUCGCCAAACCUUCCCAAAUUCCCCCCAUCAAGAAUCCUAUCGAGAAUCUGCUCCGCCGUCCGAGUUUGGCAGCGCAUCAUCCGAAGGAGGUACCGCGGUUGCCAAUCUGACAGAGUCCAAGUACUUCUCUCAUGAUGAGGCACAAAGCUUGUAUAUGAGCGCUAUGAGCCAGGGCACUGGUGAGAGCUUCAUUCCAAACAUGCCAGGUGCAUGGGACUCAUUUCACCCCGGUGAAAAAGCAGGAAGCAUUACCGAAGUUCGGGAGAUGGGAACGGAACCUAUUCAUGAUGCACAUAUAAGCAACGAAGAGCAAGAGGAACUUGCAGUAUCUACUCCAAAGUUAAAUGCUCCGUCGGACUCAUACUUUGGCGAGCAACGAGAAGAUAGUCGGUCUCAGUCUCAGCCUGCACCCACCAACAGAGCUUCUACGCCCUCUUCCCCUGCUUUGCACAAGUCGAGUGAGAUAAGGAAACCUAUUCUCAACAUUGAUAAGAUUCUCGUCUGGGUACCGUCAGCUUUGAGCGACGCAGAAUCAGAUGUUGCUGUGCCGAAGGUCCCUGUCGAGCGGACAGAUAGUGAUACGAAGGACCUCUUUUCCGGCACACGCGAAUCCGCAGUGGAGGAAAGCAUGUUUGCCUCGAAGGUCAAUGCGGCUACCCGGUUAUCGAAAACCGCAACCGAGUCCCGAGUUCUGCCCGGCAAUGAUCAUACAGACCACCAACAUGGCCACGUCGCGAACCAAGGGUUGGCGGUAGAGAUUUUCGCAGUGUCUGUUCACUUUGACAUAGCCACUGGUUGGCUUCUGGUCAAGGCAGGCCAACGAUUGUCUCAAAUGGCCAAUGGUCCCGAGAAAGAGAAAGUUCCAUCUCGAAGUCAGAACCCGCCAGACCAACCCACUCAGCAAACGACUGUUAGGCUCGAUGUACACAAGAUCUCUGUCAAGUUCAUAGAGCAUGUGGUUGGUCAUUCCUACCCUCUGGAGAGUGUGGAUACGCCGGCACCCCCACCCUUUACAUCUAUGGAAGAAAUUGUUCUCCAAACUACUGCGUCUGGUCUGGCAGUCAAUCUCUCCUCGAAUGAAAAGCGCACGAAUCUUCAUCUCGACGUCUCGAAAUUCGCCUUUGGAAUUGCUUCUGACGAUCUCAUCUCAUUUAAUGAGUCCUUGAAAAUGCGCGAAUCUACUCGGGACAUUACGACGCCUUCUCAGGGUGAUAUCUCUCUUUCUUUGACCAAAUCGGCAGAAUCAGCCAAGGUUGAUGUCUCUACUCUCCCUCUUCAUAUCAAUCUCAAUAUUCAGCACCUGGAGGAGGUUCUCGGAUGGAUGGGUGGCUUGAGCACUAUUCUAGAGCUUGGAAGUUCCAUGUCCUCUACAUCAACAAUGAAAGGGGCCCAGAAACCACCGAAGAGGCGCCCGCGUGGUGUGCAUUUCGAAACGCCAGCCCCGUCCGCCCACAAAGACCACAAAGAUUCACAAGCCUCUGUUCCCUGGAAGGUGAAUGCUCGAUUGGGGGGUGUUGUGCUUGAUGUAACUGGCGAAACGCAUUACCUAAACCUCAGCACGACCGCGGUCAAAAUUGUCAGUCGAUUCGAGGGCAUUGCAGUCCAGAUUGACAAGGCAAGACUGAGUGGGCCGCAUCCACUUGAUGAUCUGUCUGAUGCACCCGCAAAGGUCACAUUGACCAACAUCAGAGUCGAGUUCUUGUUCGCGCCCAAGGAAGUAGACCUUGAUCGUCUUUUGACCUUGAUUACACCGUCCAAGGACAAAUAUGACGACGAUGACGAUAUCAUGCUUGAUACUUUGCUUCGGCAACGAAGGCAAGGAUCCGUUCUUCGCGUAACGGUGGCAGGAAUGAAGACCGUUAUUUCCAGCACUGGUGGCCUGGCACCCCUCGCCUCCCUUGGAUCUGAGCUAGGUCGCCUGUCCAAUGUGACGAAGUAUCUCCCAGAAGAUGAUCGUCCUGGCAUUCUUACCUUGACACUUAUCCGAGAGUUUGAAACUCAGGUGCAUGUCGGCGGGGAUGUUGGCGAUAUCAAUGCACACCUCACCAAUGCGGAAGUCGCAUGGAUCAGCAUGCCCUCACUUACUGCCACGCAGAUCGGGACAGUUAGUAUCAUGAGGAACCACAAGGAAGAGCUAGCUGGCGAAGCCCUGCUGUCAAGCAAGGAGAAAGCUCCGAUGACACCGCGCCCGCCCGUUCUCAUGGCACGUUUUAUUCCCGAUGAGAUGGAUCCCACCUUCAAGAUCAAACUACACCAUCUGCGCGUCGAGUAUACAAUUCCCUCCGUCAUGGCAUUCUUGGGGCUGGGUCAAGAUACAACGGGUGGAGAGUUGGCUGGUGAGAUGGCGAGUUCCAUCGCCAAUCUCGCGGAACACUCCGAUCGAAUUCCCUUCUCCCCCUCAAGAUCCGAGGCCUCGGGUGCUUCCAGCAAACCGACAAAACUAGCUGUCGUGUUCCAGGACUGCGUGCUUGGCCUGAACCCGCGCAAUUCUCCUGCCAAGGGACUCGUGGUACUUACAAACUCCAAAUUCAGCGGCACUUUACAUGGCGAUGAAUCAUCGGAAGCAACCCUUGACAUCAGAAAGGCGUCCAUCAUGAUCAUCGACAAUGAGGCGAAUGCAGGAAGUGCUGACAACCUCCGCCAGCGCACUUCGGCCGUCACUCAGAGCGACCAGGUCCAUGAAUACAUUGAGAAAGGAUACGUACCCGUCUCAUCCAUUUCUACUGCCACAGUGGUGGUCAAGAUGAUGCGGCUCGCCGAGGAUGGGGCCAAGUCAUUAGAUGUCGAGCUGAAGAAUCGUCUUUUAAUUUUGGAGACUUGUGCCGACUCAACGCAGACGCUGAUCAGUAUUCUAAACGGCCUGCAACCUCCUACGCCACCGAGUGUCACUGUCAAGUACCGUACUGAGGUUACCCCGAUCCAGGACAUGCUGGCCUCUUUCUCUGGAAAUGCCUUUAACGCCGAUCCUUCUUUCCCCUUGGGUGAGAAGGUUGAUCCGGCACUUGAUCUUGGAGGCAUCCCAGAAGAGGAAGAACUCGCCAAUGACGAACUUGAAUAUGUCAGCGACUUCUACCCCAAGCAGCAGGAUGCCUCUAUUGGGGACGUGAAAAUCGAGCCGACGGGAAUGGGGAGCUCCAAUGAACUCAUCGAUAGCUUCCAUUCCCAGUACCAUGUCUCCUCAAGUCUGACUGAACUUGACUUCCAGGAGGACCACUUCGCGAAACAAUCUGCCGUCGGGGGCACUGCGCAUCGCUGGGACUCUACAGAGAACACCUACGGCUUGUCAAACGAUACAAAGCUCCAGAAGAGUCCUCUUCGCGUCAGAGUACGAGAUGUGCAUGUGAUUUGGAAUCUGUUUGAUGGCUACGACUGGCAGCGAACGAGAGACACCAUCUCCAAAGCAGUCGAAGACGUUGAAAUCAAGGCUACCGAGCGACGGGCCCGAACUUCUCGCAUGUCCCCCGCAGCCGAAGAUGAAGAAGAAUCCGUUAUUGGCGACUUCCUCUUCAAUUCAAUCUACAUCGGUAUCCCCGCGAACAAAGACCCCCGUGAUCUCCAUCGGGAGAUCAAUCGCGACAUCAACGACCUUACCAGCGAGACUGGUAGCUAUGCCACAUCCACUACCGUCACUGGUGCAACUGCACGACAGGGCCGACCAACCACGGGACGAGACAAGAAGAAACUUCGCUUGCAUCGUAGCAAACAUCACAAGAUGACGUUCGAACUGUCCGGUAUUUGUGCGGACCUGGUCGUCUUCCCGCCAGGCUCGGAGGAGACGCAGAGCUCUCUGGACGUAAGAGUGAAGGAUCUAGAGAUCUAUGACCACGUGCCUACUUCGACUUGGAAGAAGUUUGCGACUUAUCUGCAUGAGGCCGGGGAGCGAGAGAGCGGGACGAGCAUGGUCCAUUUGGAGAUUUUGACUGUGAAGCCUAUUCCGGAACUUGCGGCGUCCGAGAUUGUUCUCAAGGCUACUGUUCUACCGCUUCGACUGCACGUCGAUCAAGACGCCCUCGACUUCAUGAGUCGCUUCUUCGAGUUCCGGGAUGAAUCCAUGGAAGCCGAGGGUACACCUGAAGAUGCUCCAUUCCUACAGCGUGUCGAAGUCAAUGCUAUCCAAGUCAAGUUGGACUUCAAACCCAAGCGAGUGGACUACGCGGGACUUCGGUCCGGUCGCACGACCGAGUUCAUGAACUUCUUCGUUCUGGAUGGCUCUGACAUGGUUCUACGACAUGUCAUCAUCUAUGGAGUGUCUGGAUUCGACCGACUCGGGAACACCCUUAACGACAUCUGGAUGCCGGACGUCAAGGCCAACCAGCUUCCCGGAGUUCUGGCUGGUCUCGCGCCUAUCCGAUCUUUGGUCAACGUGGGUGGUGGUGUGCGACAACUCUUUGACGUGCCGAUGCGCGAAUACAAGAAAGAUGGCCGGAUCGUACGAAGCAUCCAAAAGGGCGCGGCUGCAUUUGCCAAGACGACAUCCAACGAACUUGUCAAGCUGGGAGCCAAAUUGGCCAUCGGCACACAAACCGUCUUGCAAGGCGCAGAGGACCUACUGACCUCUCCAAAUGGCCCAUCCGCUGCUUCCGACGAAGACCGCGGUGACGAGGAGGAAGCCAAGAAGAUUUCUCUGUAUGCCGAUCAACCGAUUGGAGUUGUCCAGGGGUUGCGGGGCGGCUUUAGCGGUCUCGAACGUGAUCUGCUUCUGGCCCGCGAUGCGAUCGUCGCAGUCCCUGGCGAGGUUGUGGAGAGUGGCAGCGCCAAGGAUGCAGCCAAAGCAGUCUUGAGGCGCGCCCCGACGGUCAUUCUUCGACCUGCCAUUGGCGUUUCCAAAGCUGUUGGACAGACACUCCUUGGUGCUGGCAAUUCCCUGGAUCCGAGUAACCGGCGCAAGAUGGAAGAUAAAUAUAAACGUCACUAG
Molecule: messenger RNA, 6444 nt
Organism: Penicillium cataractarum
Lineage: Eukaryota; Fungi; Ascomycota; Eurotiomycetes; Eurotiales; Aspergillaceae
Gene: atg2
Exons: 4
Coding region: 1-6444 (2147 amino acids)
Biological process (GO): autophagy of mitochondrion; autophagosome assembly; reticulophagy
Cellular component (GO): extrinsic component of membrane; phagophore assembly site
Molecular function (GO): phosphatidylinositol-3-phosphate binding
Source: RefSeq, a predicted model, not a curated record